Molecule: messenger RNA, 4658 nt
Organism: Candoia aspera
Lineage: Eukaryota; Metazoa; Chordata; Lepidosauria; Squamata; Candoiidae
Gene: FSD1L
Product: fibronectin type III and SPRY domain containing 1 like
Exons: 14
Coding region: 114-1640 (508 amino acids)
Molecular function (GO): protein binding
Source: RefSeq, a predicted model, not a curated record
UGGAGAGCGGCGGCCGUUUGAUUGGUGGGUGGGUCGGCGCGGCGACGCUCCCCCUCAGCCGUCGAUCGCUCCCCCCUCCCUGCCUCCCUCACCUGCCUGGAACCGGCCUCGCCAUGGAGGCGCAGAAAGAAGCUUUGCAAAGAAUUAUCUCCACAUUGGCACAUAAAAAUGAUGAAAUCCAGAACUUUAUUGAAACUUUAAACCACAUUUUGGAAGGAGUACAGGCUAAUUCUUCCAGUGUUAUUUCUGAGCUGGAAGAGGAAUUUGAUGGCUUAUAUGCAAUACUUGAUGAAAUGAAGGAGAUCAUGACAACUAAUAUCAAGCAAGAACAAGCACAAAAAAUCCAGGAACUUCAGAAUCAGCUUAGUCAAUGUAAUAAUGCCCUGGAGAACUCUGAAGAAUUGCUGGAAUUUGCUGCACGAUCCCUGGACAUAAAAGAUUCAGAAGAAUUUUCAAAGGCUGCCAGACAGAUCAAGGAUAGAGUCACAAUGGCUCCAGCAUUCCGCUUGUCUUUGAAACCCAGAGUGAGUGACAAUAUGACACACCUGAUGGUGGAUUUUUCUCAGGAGCGGCAAAUGCUUCAGGCACUAAAGUUCUUGCCAGUUCCCAGAGCUCCAGAGAUUAUUUUAACAGACUGUCUGGUAGCUGACAACGCUGUAACGAUAGCAUGGCAAAUGACAGAAGAAGACAACAAAAUUGAUCACUAUAUACUAGAAUUUAGAAAAACCAACUUUGAUGGGCUUCCUCGCAUAAAAGAUGAGAGAUGUUGGGAAUCUAUAGACUACAUUAAGGGCACUGAAUAUACAUUAUUGGGACUAAGAUUUGAUUCAAAAUACAUGAACUUUCGUGUCCGAGCUUGCAACAAGGCUGUGGCUGGGGAUUAUUCGGAUCCUGUAACUUUAGAGACAAAAGCUCUUGUAUUCAAUCUGGAUGGUUCAUCAUCUCAUCUUAAUUUAAAAGUUGAAGAUUCCUAUGUUGAGUGGGACUCUACUGGAGGGAAAAGCCAAGAAAACAAAACAAAAGGAAAAGAAAACAAAGGCAGUGGCCAGAUUACCCUUCUGAAGAACAGUUCAAGAAGCGGCACUCCAUCUCCAAAGCGGUCAUCGGUUAGCUCACGCUCACCUUUGAUAAGGGGCAGCAGAGAUAGAUUUACUGGGGAAUCAUAUACAGUCUUGGGAGAUACUGCAAUUGAAAAUGGACAGCAUUAUUGGGAAGUGAAAGCUCAGAAGGACUGCAAGACAUACAGUGUAGGAGUAGCAUAUAAAAAUUUGGGAAAAUUUGAUCAGCUGGGAAAGACCAAUACAAGCUGGUGUGUUCAUAUAAAUAACUGGCUCCAGACCUCAUUUGCAGCCAAACACAAUAAUAAAGCAAAAACACUAGAUGUCGUGGUUCCAGACAGGAUAGGAGUCUAUUGUGACUUUGAUGGAGGUCAACUCUCUUUCUAUAAUGCAAGCUCAAAACAGUUGCUAUAUACUUUCAAAACAAAAUUUACCCAACCUCUACUACCAGGUUUUAUGGUUUGGUGUGGUGGACUCACAUUGACAACAGGAUUGCAAGUGCCAACAGCUGUGAAAACACUGCAGAAAAGUGAAAAUGGGUUGAGUGGUUCCACUAGUAGUCUAACCAAUGUUGGCCAGUGAUGUUCUGGUUAACAGCUGCAACCACCUCAAAGAACAGUUUAAUGCAUUUUUGCUACUUCCAAUGCCUGACCACCACUAGUGCAAAAUGCUUGUACUGAAACUGGCUUAUACUGAAGUAUUAGCAAGAGUGUAUUGAAGUAUAAUAGGAAAACAGAUUGUUUUUUGACAAAGAGAUAUUUCAGGUUAUAGCUAUAUGCUUCUCUUAGAAUAAACUUGACUACUUGUCUUAUGGUUGCUUGACUGAUAAUUAAUUCUGAAUGAUGUGUAGCAAAGACAAGUAUGAUCUUAGUAUGGCUCCUCCCCCACUGCUCCCACCCCCACUGCUUUUCUCCUUUCUAGGAUUUCUAAUACUCAGGUUUAGCCUAUAAGAAAAGGAGCUAAACACUGCAACUUAAAAACUGGGACUCUUUUAAUAAAAUCAGAAAAAAUGUCCACAAAUAGAAAAGGGGAGGAACAUGAAUUAAUGUUUUGAUCACUGUCCUUUCAUUCAGGGUAGCUCUUUUACUGUCAGACUCCAAGACUUAACUUUGUUAUUCAUCCUAAGUAAUUUUAAGUUGGUACUUAGUGUCCAUUACAUUGAAGUAUGGAAGAUGUCAUCUAUAUUUCACUAUUGUAUGUAUUUCUAGCCUAUCAGUUUAACUUAAGGAGCUUAGAGAUGCUUCUGUUCAUUUAUGAUGUGUUCAUUCUCACUCAUGUUUGUAAAACAGCCCUUUAAUUGUUCUCAAUUAGCAGGCGUCAACAUGUAAUUAAGAUUUGAUCAGAAUCCACUUAAAUCACGUCUUUAACCAUUUUCAUUUAUAAACUAAAGACUUACUCUAUGUCUUAAUUUCCAAAUUGAGCCCUGAAAGCAAACAAUAUAGUUGAUAGAUUCUUGGAAAUAUCAAAUAUACAAACUUUAUAACACAGUAAAGAGUCUUCCUGCAUUUAGACUUAAAACUCUUUAAAUAAUCUUGGUUACAAAGUACUUCUGAACCUUUAAGAAUCCUCUCUGUGUCAGAGGCCUAUCCUAAGCUUGUAGUAUGUUCCAAUGUUACCCUAAUUUGCUUUAAGCCCUACAAAAUUUUAUCUUUUUUCCCUGUACACUAUCUGUAUUUAGCUUUCUGUAAGUCUCUUGGCUCUUUAAGAAACUUCCCAAAAGUGUAAAGAAAAGUGCUUUUUAUAUUAAAGCACUCCCAUAAUUUUCCUGUUUGAAAAAAAUAAAUACAUGCAAUCAUAGAAAUUCAGGAUGGAUGUUAUCAAUGGAACUGUCUGUCCAGUUGGUUUUCUCAGGUUCUUCUUGUAUGUUCCCCAUUUCAACCAACUUGAAUCAGGUUAAAGCUGUGUAGAAGGAAGUAUGUAUCAUGUAAACCAAGGAAUUGUUUACAAUGUGAUAUUCUGUAGGCAAGACUCCCUGUAUUUGUGAUACUUUAUUUUAGAGUACUUAACCUCAAAUUUAUAUUACUUGCAUAAUUGACUUAUGAAAUAAAUUUUUUCUUGUAACUGGCUUGCACAUCAAAUGCCAACUCCACUGCCGAGUAAAAGGACUAUUCUAAAGAUUUUAUUCACAUUUGGAGUUCUGAAAAUGCAAUCCUAAUUAGCCUGAAUCUUCUGGAAAUUUGAAUGAUGCAGUUGUUAAAAGUAGAAUUGACCAUUUACUACCGAGAGGUACAUAUGCAGACCCAUACACGUUGUCAAUUCAGUUCUUCAAACACCUAUUAAUAUUCCACAAUUCAACUGCUUUCUAAUUUAUUUAACUCAUUGCAGUGCUAAUGCUGGAGGUUCUUAACAUGCAUCUACAAAAAUAUAGGAUUCUUAUCACCAUUGUGAGGAAAAUAAGUACUGUGGAAUAGUUGAGGCAUAUUUAAUUCUGAUGGUGCUCAACAAAGUAAUCCCCUGUCAGUUUAACAAAGUAAGAGACAAGAGAUUCUUUAAGCACUUUAGACACUUUUUCUUUACUUAUAAAGUACUUUAAAAAGUUAAUGCUAUAGUAAUUCUGAUCAGCUCUAUUUGGUGGCAAGCAUGCAGAUGCUGAAUGAAAGUAUUAGUUUGUGUUUUUGGAUAUGGAAUGCUAGAUCAGUAACAAUGGAUAGUGUUUUUCGAGUAUGUACAUAAUUUGCCUGCUUACUUACUGUAAAAUGUAUUUUUCUAUUAUAAAUAGGUUUGUUUUUUAGAUUUAUGGGGGGGGAAAUUCUUUUUUGCUGAUUUAGUAUUUGGAACAUUAUGAAUUUUCAUUCAGUAACCAAGUACCAAAAUUUUGUAAACUAGUGUAGAAAUUGAAUAAUUGAUUAAAUUUAAAUGUCAAAUUAUGUGACUGUUGUCAAAACAACAGGUUAAAGCUGAAGCUACAUGGACAAUAUUAUGGAUGAGAAUUUAAUUUAGUAUUAUUUAAAUAUUACAGUUAUUAUACAAGACAGAUGCUAAGAAUUCUGUUUAAUCUUACAAGUAACAUUGGCUAAGGAAAGUAGAAAUAGUCUGAGUUUUUUUCAGUGAACUGUUGUUUAUAUUCUCUGCCUUGCUUUUGGACAUGCAUUCCUUAUGGGGAAAACAGGUUUGAAACAAAUUAUCUCAUGAAUAUUGAGAUUUGAAUUAUGCAAAUUAUAAUUUGGUACAGUAGCAUUUCAUCUAUGGGUGGUUUCAUUCUUGACCCUACAUCUUCUAGCUAUUUUGGGGUUUGGCACUAAAUUGAAGAAGCAUAUUGUAUUCAUGUUUUUGCCCUUUAAACUGUCUGUUCAUUCACCAUUGAUAAAACAGUUCUGCAUGUGCCUUUUUAAACUUGGUCCAUAUCACUGCUCUUGGUUGUGGUAGUAGAUGCUGAGAUUAGAAUGCUAUUAUUAUUAUUAAACAAGGAUAUUGUGGAUUGGUGGUUCUGCUCCCAUUCAGUGCUUCGGUCUUAACCCUUGAGAAAGUAUCCAAAAAUAACAAUCUCAUCUGCCAGAACAACACUGGGUGCCUUAGAGCCCACUGAGUGUUUUUAUUUGCUGUGUCUUUAACUCAAUCACAUCUUGGAGAGAUUUUGUAUUAAUAAACAUUGGGAAAUCA